This is a messenger RNA of Puma concolor (puma), 1071 nucleotides long. NCBI's taxonomy places the organism in Eukaryota, Metazoa, Chordata, Mammalia, Carnivora, Felidae. The record is from RefSeq and is a predicted model, not a curated record.
AUGGCCGGCUGCUGCUGCCUGUCCGCGGAGGAGAAGGAGUCGCAGCGCAUCAGCGCCGAAAUCGAGCGGCAGCUUCGCCGGGACAAGAAGGACGCGCGCCGCGAGUUCAAGCUGCUGCUGUUGGGAACUGGUGAAAGUGGCAAAAGCACCUUUAUCAAGCAAAUGAGAAUCAUCCAUGGGUCUGGCUACAGCGAUGAAGACAGGAAGGGGUUCACGAAGUUAGUUUACCAAAACAUAUUCACCGCCAUGCAAUCCAUGAUCAGAGCCAUGGACACCCUGAGGAUACAGUACGUGUGUGAGCAGAAUAAGGAAAAUGCCCAGCUCAUCCGAGAAGUGGAAGUGGACAAGGUCUGUGCGCUCUCCAGGGACCAGGUGGAGGCCAUCAAGCAGCUGUGGCAGGACCCGGGAAUCCAGGAGUGUUACGACAGGAGGAGGGAGUAUCAGCUCUCGGACUCUGCCAGAUACUGGUGCGGGGAAGUGGUUCACCCGCAUCAUCUGGACAAGGCGGUGGUCAGGAAAGGAAACCUGAAAUCUCGAAGCCCUUUGAUGCGUGUGCCCGGCCGAGUGUUCAAUGCCAUUAACCCAGUGUUGAACAGGAUGGUAGACGUUGGUGGCCAGCGAUCUGAGAGACGGAAAUGGAUUCAUUGCUUUGAGAGCGUCACCUCCAUUAUCUUUUUGGUUGCUCUGAGUGAAUACGACCAGGUCCUGGCCGAGUGUGACAACGAGAACCGCAUGGAAGAGAGCAAAGCCUUAUUUAAAACCAUUAUUACCUACCCCUGGUUUCUGAACUCAUCUGUGAUUUUGUUCUUAAAUAAGAAGGAUCUUUUGGAAGAGAAAAUCAUGUACUCUCAUCUAAUUAGCUACUUCCCAGAAUACACAGGACCAAAGCAGGAUGUCAAAGCUGCCAGAGACUUUAUCCUGAAGCUUUACCAAGAUCAGAAUCCUGACAAAGAGAAAGUCAUCUAUUCUCACUUCACGUGUGCUACAGACACGGAGAAUAUCCGCUUUGUGUUCGCUGCCGUGAAAGACACGAUUCUCCAGCUCAACCUGAGGGAGUUCAACCUGGUUUGA